CUCGCAUUGCCUUGCACAAAUUGUCGAACUGACUGUGAACCUUUGUACACCAGAGUAGGUAUCGUUGCGGUGCCGAUGGAGCGCAACUCAGACAUGGAUGCGCUAGUCAACAGCCACAUCCAGCGCACACGAGGGACUGUACGAAAUCGAGGCGAGCACGGCGUACUUUGCCGACCCUCUUACCUUUUCAUGACAGUGCUCCUAUUAGUUGUGUUCGUCGCCACGUUUCUGACCGAAAGCAUCGAGAUCAACAUUAAUCUCAAAAAAGUUGACGGUUCCGGAGACUCGAAGCCAGAAUCCUCGGAAGCGAAAAAAGCAACGUCUCCUUCCAGUAAACCGUCUCCUUCCAGUAAACCUUCGACUACAGGAGAAGAUGCUAAUUCAUACGAAAAUGAAGUCGCCUCCGGAAAAUUUUCGAUUCCUAAUGUCGAAGACGAUCCAGCCAAUGCCGACAACAGCAACGUAGAAAGAGACGUGGACAAUAUAUCGGACAGUACCGUGCCGGGCGGUGGAUCGACUUCGGAGGAAGUACCUGUUUCCCCGUCACACGUCGACGAAGCUGUGGUACCCGAAACCCUUGUUCAAGAUACUGUGAUUGACAACUUGGAAAGUAUUUCCAAUAAUAGGACGCCUGUAUCCACUGGAGACGCACCAAGUAAAAGUCCGACUUUUGGAGCUGAGGAUCUCCCACCGGGCUUCAAGAAGCAUCCCUCUGCCAUUUCGGAUGUUUACGUCAGAAGAGGGAAGCCGUUGGAUGACGCGGAGAAAGCCAAGCUCGCGGACACCUGGGGAUCUUGGACAUUUGUGGAUCAAAACGCAAACAACCGACCGAGUGCCGACUUUUAUGCAGAUUAUCCACACCGCGAUAUCCCCUUCGACAAAAUCCCGGAAACUUCGUGGCAAAAGGAUCCGGCAUAUCUGGCCUCCUUUUUGCCUGAAGCUCAGGCGCUCGUCGAACGCGCCAUGGAGGCGAUACUGGCCGAAUACGGUCACAGUAAGUUUGAUGAGCCACAGAUGGAUUUUGAAAAGAGAUCGGAUAUGUUUUCGUUGACUAUGCUCGAUUUGGAAAAAGGCGAGAAGUUCCCGAAGACAGCAAGCAAUGCAGGAUGCACCACGAAACGAAGCUUCGAUGGACUGGUCCGCCGAAUCCUGCACGCAAUUAUGAGUGAAGACACGUUCAAUUUUGUCAUGGGUGGUCAUUCUUCAGCGGCAGGUCACGGUAACCAUUUUCAACAAAGCUAUACGUUGCAGUUUCAAAAGGUCAUGGAGCCUAUUUUUGCCAGACUGGGCGUGAAAUUGACUUCGCGGAACAUUGGAAUGGGAGGUUUGGGUACUCUUCACAAUUCUCUCGGGGCAGGAUCUAUUUAUGGUUCCGAGCUUGACAUUUUGAUGUGGGACUCAGGUAUGACAGAGAGAGGAGCGCCUAUCGUCGACCUUUUUAGCAUUCAAGGAAUGAUCGGAGGAAGCAGAGUCCCCUUCAUCAUUGCCGAAGGAUCUCUCGCUGAGCUGCAUACUCAUGCUGGAGCCGAUGUUGGAAAGUUAGGGACGGGGAUGAGAGGGAUACAGAAGACAGACAGCGUCAAAACACUAGAACAAAUUCCCUGGGCAGCGAGGUACAUGGACUGUUCACCAGAAAUGCGCACUGAGUGUGGAAACAACAAAUACCGAGGAACGUGUUGGAUUCAUCGUCCCGACUUUAAUCCAAAAUUAGCUCAAAAGGCUGUUCCUGGCGGAAGAGCCAAUUGGCACCCAGGAGAUCGCAGCCAUCAAUUGGAGGGAAGAGUGUUGGCCUUUCUUGUCUUGCGCGCCAUCAAACAGGCGCUGGACCUCUGGGCUAGCGCUGAAAACUACAGACUUCCCGAUGAAUAUUGGCACGUAGCAGGGUACUAUCAAAGCAUCCGCUCAAAGUUGAUUAGUCUGAAUCCAGCAAUAGGAGGUUGCCAUCAGAACGAAGGAAUCAUCCAGAGAGCUUGUUCUACCGCUAUGAAGUCUCGAACAGAAUUUACACCCCGAAAUAACCCUUCGGAGACAAGUAUUCGAAGCAUCUUAAAAGGAAACUACGACUUUAAGAUUCUGCCCAAUGUGUACGACCCUCCGGAUGUCUUUGUUCCUGAUUUGAGUGUCCCUGAUGGUGUAUUUGAGUAUCUUGCUGUCGUUGAAAAUGGUGAAGAUUUCCAACCGGAACUCUCGCGUGUACAACGAUUUUCUUCGACUCGUCGUCUAAAAUCGACGCACCACAGAUCUCUUGCAAAUCCAUCUAUAACUCCAGGAAAGGGAUGGUUUUUCACAGGAAACUCGGCACCCGAUAAUUGCGAUGGAACUUACGACUCAUUCUGCGGCCGGAGUCAGGAUAACCCCUGUCUCCUAUAUGGCCACAACGAUGGUCGCUCGGGCCUGCUUUUUGACAGUUUAAGUGGUUGGUUGAUCAUGGAUUUAGUGGAACUCAAGGAGGGUAUUAUCAUUCUAAAAAUAGAGGACUGGCAUGGUGCCAAAUCAAACAAAGCGACGGAAGGAUGGCGCUGUGAGAAUGGCAGUGCAGAAUGCAGCGGGCGUCGGCUUUCCUCGGCUAUUCGCCGUGGAAACUAUACUUCCACUCAAUUGGAUCGCAAUUUGAAGGCGAAGCCACCGGAAUACUGUGAAAAAUUUGUCUUUGAAUACGCCAUCGAUGGCAAAGUUACACAAAUGAAAAAAGACGAGUUUAUGAAGAAAAUGAUUCAGGCUCAACGAGUCGUUCAACUUUGGGUUCUUCUGGAUGAUCCAAAUUUUUCAUCAGGCGAUCCGAAGGACGUCGAGCUCGCGUUUCGCAUAACCGGGUGCGGGCGUGAGAAGACGAUGCACUUGACUCAUGUCUACUGGGCGUGA
Messenger RNA from Phaeodactylum tricornutum CCAP 1055/1, 2862 nucleotides. RefSeq lists its product with no specific name. The record is from RefSeq and is a predicted model, not a curated record. The transcript has a single exon. The coding region runs from base 76 to 2862 and encodes 928 amino acids. Lineage: Eukaryota; Bacillariophyta; Bacillariophyceae; Surirellales; Neidiaceae.